Molecule: messenger RNA, 2478 nt
Organism: Adineta steineri
Lineage: Eukaryota; Metazoa; Rotifera; Eurotatoria; Adinetida; Adinetidae
Source: the annotation of a GenBank genome assembly
AUGCCUGCAACAGAUCUUGAUAAGCGAAUAUCAACUAAAUAUGGUUGGCAUGUUGAUUUCGACAAACAAUUUGAUGCAACAUGGCGGCCAUUUGGAAGACCAAGACUUAAACAAUUGGUUGAAUAUGUACCGCUAUUUAUGAGAUAUCUUCGUAUAUGGUAUAAAUUAAGACGAGCAAAACGAAGAGCACAUAUGGAUUUUAUUAAUCCAAUACCACUACAACAAAUUUAUGGUGCACCACUUGGUGGUUUGGGUUGUGGAACAAUCGGUCGCGGUUUUAAAGGAGAAUUUUGCCGUUAUCAACUUGUACCAGGUCUUUAUGAAUUUCAUACUGUUGAAGCAAAUACAUUUACUGUUUGUAUUCGUCGUCGACAUACAACAACAUAUUGUCAAGUUUUAACACCUAAUCAUUUACGAAAAAAAGGAUUCCGCGCAUGGAAUUGUGCAUUUCCAAAAGAAAAUGGUCAUUACCAUGCUUUAUAUCCACAAUCAUGGACGACUUAUGAUUUACCUGGUCAAAAUAUUCGAUUACUAUGCCAACAACUCUCACCUUUUAUACCACAUAAUUAUAAAGAUUCGUCUCUUCCAGUUGCUUCUUUUGUUUGGUAUAUUGAAAACUUACAUGAUGAACCAGUUGAAGUUAGUUUAAUGUUUACAUGGCAAGCUGGUUCCGCAUCUGAUGAAUUCGCUUGUGAAGAUGUUGUUCAUGAAACAGUUAAUGUUUCCGAUUCUGAUCUAUCUGCUACUGGUAUAUCAAUAAAACAAAAACUACGCGAUAUGAAACUUGAAUAUUGUAUAUUAGGAAAAAAAGAAUCCGAUAAUAUAAUAACAACACGAACAAAUUUUAAUACCGAUUCCGAAACUGAAGGAAACGAUGUAUGGUUUGAUUUUGUUACUGAUGGUCAAUUAACAGAUGCAGAAUCGCAUCUUUCAAAAAUAUCAACAGUAAAUACAGCUAGCUGUGUAUCUAUAACAACAACAGUUGAACCAAAUUCUAUUAAAACAUCUGAAUUUGCACUUGCUUGGAAUAUGCCAGAAGUUAAAUUUGGUCUUGGACAAAAACUAUAUUCAAAAUGGUAUACAAAAUGGUUUGAUAAAUCAACAUUAAAUGGAACCGUCCUUUGUCUUUAUACAAUGAAUAAUCGAUUAGCAUGGGAAGAAGCUAUUGCUAAAUGGCAAAAACCAGUUUUAGAUGAUACAUCAUUACCAGAUUGGUAUAAAAGUGCACUAUUUAAUGAAUCCUAUUUUAUAGCUGAUGGUGGUUCCAUCUGGCUUGAUGUAAGUGAUGAUACUACAUUACCUGAUCAUGUUAGAAAAUGGGGUCGAUAUGGAUAUUUAGAAGGUCAUGAAUAUCGAAUGGUGAAUACAUAUGAUGUUCAUUUUUAUGCUUCAUUUGCUCUGAUACAAUUAUGGCCGGAAUUGGAAUUAAGUAUUCAAUAUGAUUUUGCACGAUCAAUUAUUUAUGAAAAACUUGAAUCAAGAAUUUACUUAUUUCAUGGUCAAGCAGGUCAAUGGAAAACAUUACAUUCUGUUCCACAUGAUCUUGGUGAUCCCGAUGAAGAACCAUGGUUAUUAAUUAAUGCUUAUAUUGCUCAUGAUACAGCUGACUGGAAAGAUUUAGGUCCAAAAUAUCUAUUACAAAUAUAUCGUGAUUAUAUGUAUACUAAAAAUAAAGAUUUUCUUGCUGAUGUAUGGACAACUGUUAAAUUUGUUACAGAUCGUCUUAAAAAACAAGAUACUGAUGGUGAUGGUUUAGUGGAUAAUGGCGGCUUUGCUGAUCAAACAUAUGAUGCAUGGACAGUCGUUGGAGCAAGUGCAUAUUGUGGAGGUUUACAUAUUGCCUCUCUUCGUGCUUGUGUAGAAAUGGCUCGACUUAUGAAUGAUACAAAUGCUGUUGAUGAAUAUGAAGUAUGGCUUAAAUUAGCUAAAAAAUCUUAUGAAGAAAAAUUAUGGAAUGGUAAAUAUUAUAAUUAUGAUUCCAGUAUAUCACUUCAUCAUGAUAGUAUUAUGUCUGAUCAAUUAGCUGGUUUUUGGUAUUUACGUUUAUCCGGUCAUAAAUAUGAAGAUUUCAACAAAGAACGAGUAGAUAGUGUACUUGAUACGAUCUUUAAAUCAAAUGUCAUGGCAUUUGGUAAUGGUAAACUAGGUGCUGUCAAUGGAAUGACAAAAUCAGGUGAAUUAGAAAUUGUUAGUAUGCAAUCCGAAGAAAUAUGGACUGGUAUUACCUAUGGUUUAUCAUCAACAAUGAUGAUGGAAGAUCGCCGAAAAGAAGCAUUCCUAACAGCAGAAGGUAUUUAUAAUACAUGUUUCAAUGAAGCUGGUUUAGCUUUUCAAACACCAGAAGCAUUAACCCGUGAUGCACAUUUUCGAUCUUGUGGUUACAUGCGUGCAUUAAGUAUUUGGGCAAUACAAAAAGCAUUGGAAUUAUCUAAACUGGAAACAGAGACCAAUAGUAGUAUCAGAACAGAUUAUGUUUAA